Molecule: messenger RNA, 11512 nt
Organism: Pocillopora meandrina
Lineage: Eukaryota; Metazoa; Cnidaria; Anthozoa; Scleractinia; Pocilloporidae
Source: the annotation of a GenBank genome assembly
AUGUCAGAGGUGCCAUUGGAUAACACAAUAGACAGUCUACUGGAGCCUGUUCCCAGAGUUGGUGUGACAGAUGCUGAGAGGGAACUUGCAAACAAUGCUCAUGUUGAAUUUGAAAGUAAACAAUAUGACAGGUAUGAAAUAUAUUAAAAGGUGAGGUGAAAAUAAAUCUUGGUUUCAAUGGUUUAUGCAAAGCUCAUGUUAAAGAGGUAUGGACAAUAUAUUCUGUGUGGAAGGCAAGAUAUAGGACCCCUUUGAAAGUUUUCUUCAGAUGCACAGGAAUUUAAGGGGUGCAUGGAGAAAAGAAAAGGCCUACAUUACCUCUGACAGACUGUUAAAUCCUUCUUCAAAAUUAUCCUGUAUCAUCUUGUGAAACAGAGGAAGAAGUUAAUGUGGCAUCAAAGUAACUCAAGACUUAAUUCUAUGCAAUCAUCUGCAUUGAAUUUUGAAUGUUUUUUGUGUGUGUAAAGUAUAGAAUCUAUUUAUGAAUCCAAAGUCGACUGCAAUUGUAUGCAUGUUUUAAUGUCACAACCCUUGUUUUAUGCCAUAUGAAGAAAUAAGUUUUGCUUUUGUUUUCAGAUGUUUGAUGUCAUUAAACAAGCUUGCAGAGUUAAGGAAAAAUGAUCCAAAGGUUCAGCAUAACAAACUAGUGGCACAAUUUUACCACUCAAGCUGCAGAGGAAGUGAGGAAUUUGCCUUUAACUUACUACAGAUAAGAAGACAAGUGAGUAUUGCAUGAGUUCUUGAAGUCCCCAGUGAUCAAGAUGUAAGGGUUAUCUAUGGUGUUUAUGGUUAUUUUUUUGUUUAUUUCAAACUGUGCAAAGUACUUGUACUUAAUUUGUUGGCAUUAUAUAUAAUACAUGUGUAACUAAAAGCUGAUUUUCUCUGGCAAUGGAGUUUAAGUCCAAGUUGGAGUCAUAAGAGAACCUCCAAUCUGGUGAAAAUUGAAAAUCAUGCUUAAAAGCUGGAUGGAAUAGGAGUUGGAAGUAUCAGAUCAUUUUCAUUUUCUUCUGAUUCUACUUAUGACUGUAACACUUAUGAUCCAGUGAAAACAAGAAUAUCCAAGCCCCAAGCAGAAGUGGCAGAUUCAGCCAAUCACAUUGGGAGUUCUUAGGCUAUUCAAUGACUUACAACUCCUACAUACCAGUUUUCACUGGUUGCUAAGUGACAAAGUCAUAAGUGGCAUCAACAUUUUUCUUCCAAUUUUUUCAGUUUGAUUUUCACUAGAUUGUAUCCUCUUUGAUUCUGGUUACAGCUGCAACUCUGAAAUGAAAACCAGCCUUAAGAGUUCAAAUUUCCACUAUGUUUAUGUCUUUAUAAUUUUCCACAAGUACAUGCAAUAUCUGAAACCAUAUCUUAUAGCCAAGAAAUAUUACUUCAGACUCUUAUAAUCAUUGAAACCAAGCUUAGAUCAUAUCAUCUUGAUUGAUGUAAUUACAAAAAUGUUACAAAAAUAAUAAAUCCUAACAGGGGAAAGGGGGUGGGGUGUCAAGGAGGCUGAAUUUUCUACAGCUGUAUUUAUUGUAUAUGUUAAUGAUUUUAAUUUUCUAGAUCGAGAAAGAGAGUGGUGAAACUGGAGAAGAGUUAGAUGACAUUGACACAGCUCACCUGUUAUACAACGAGUCUGUUAUUUACUUUAAUGUGAGUCUGCAGAGCUAAUACUGUACUUUCUUUUUUUAAGCUUGGAUUCAAAGUAAGCCAACUUUAAGCAAAGAGAGUAUUUUUGUAUGUAAGGUGAAGGAAUAUAUGAGCCAACUGUUGAUCAGAAUAUUUUCUGUCUUUAUUGAGAGUAAACAAUUAAUUUGUGAAUUUAUCUUGUUUCAGUUACGACAGUACACAAAAGCAUUGCAAAUUCUUGAGAGGCUGUUUAAGAUUGUUGAACCCCUAGGUAUUUAAAAUUUGUAUCUAAACUAUUUCACUGGUGAAUAUAUUGAUUGCAAUUACAAUUGUUGCAUUUUAAAUCAGUAAAUGUUAUGCAAAAGUCAACAUGUAAUAGAAUUAACUCAGAAGUUAUAUGUUCCUUUGGGAUUUGAUGCUUAGAUAACAUAGCAUAAUUUUUUGUUUUGACUAAUCUUUUCACUCCCAGAAGUGAUCAAAAAGGAAUUUCUUCUUACAAGAUCAAUACUUUCUCAAGCAGAAGGUGAUGAGAAGAGAAAGAUACAAGUUGCAAAUUGGAACAUUGUUUGGUUUGACAACAAACUGUCAGAGCUAAAAUUAUAGGAAAUGUGUGGGAAACAUUGUGGGUGUUUGCAUUUACAUGUACAUUGUAGAUCUUGCUAGUAAACAGGUUACAUGGAAAAUCUGAUGUUUCCAUUACAGUAUUUUGGUAUUUCUUGUUCCACAGAGGAAUCUCUUGGAUACAAAAUUUGCUUCCUGCUCAGUGAAAUUUACUUGACACUCUACAAGGUAAUAUGUCUUGAUUGUAAUAAUGUAGUUCUCAUGCUGUUAAAGGUUAGUUUUCUGGUAGGGGCUUGAUUCAUCUGUUACAUGUAGCUUUCUUUCAUGCCUGAAAGCUUACCUUUCUCAAGAGAAAGGGAGGUAGAGAUCAUUUUUUAGCUAUUUUGUGAUACUUGUUCCAUUAAGAUAUGUCAUGAUAUCUUUACAUGUACAGUUGUAUACAAACCAACAUUGUACAUGUACAGCCAAAGAGAAAAAAAAUACUUUAUCACCAAGACAAAGUUUGCCAGGCCCACUCCCUCAGCAUUGCAGUUAUUUAAUCUCUAAGAGUAAUUUGCCUCUGACUCUUUCUCACAGAAUCACCAUUGAAUCAAAUAUAAAAGUUAUGAGAAUAAAGACAAUGAUCAUCAAUUUAACCCUUUACACCCUAAAAUCAGUAUGUAUAUUCUCUAUACAGCUCUUUAUAUAUUUCCUUAGGUACUGACAAGGAGAAUUUGUUUACCAAUCAAAAGCUUCUUUCGUUGGUGAUCAUUUCCUUUAUUCUCAUGAUCUUAACAUUGUGAUUCAGGGGUGAUAUUGUAAGGAGAAAUUUGAUACAAGUCACUCGUAGGGUUUAACCCUUUAACUCCCAAGAUCUCACUUGUAAUUCUCCUUACUGUCUGCCAAACAAGUAUCAUUAUGUUUGUUUGGAGAAUUUGGUACUGGAUCAAUUAGUGAUCCCAUUACUAAUACUUUUCGUAAUUCUCAUCACUUGUUUACAUGAUAUUGUAUAAAUAUUGUAUGGAGAAAUUCUGUCUUGGUCACUAACAGGAGUUAAAAGGGUAAAGGGUUAAGAAGCUCCUGAUUGUCAAACAAAUUAUCCCUGUUAGAGCUACAUAGGAAAUGUAAAAAAAACAGUGUGGAAAGUAUAAAUACUUAUGUAAGGGUAUGAAAGGCUGAAAAAUGUAAGAUUCACGAGAGAAAAAACUAAGGAGAUAUGCAGAGGUACUACAAGAGGUAAACAGUGAGAUGAAUGGUAGAUGUUGCACAAACAACCCUAGAAGGCUUAAGAUUUCAUUUCCAAAUUAUGUGAAUCUGAAAAAUUUCAAUAUUUUACAUGUUUUCAUCUACGGCAGUAGGUGAUAACAUUAUAGUUAAUUCUUUAAACGAAAAUUUUCUUUCAUAUUUAUUAUUUUAUUAGGCUGAUAAAGCUCACAAUGUUCUGUCAGUGUUGGAAGCUGUGGUGUUUGGUUCAAAUAAACCAGUUGAGGUACAACCUGUGUAAAUGAUAACUAAAGCUGUCAUACAUGUAUGUUGUAUGUUGUAUGUUGGAUAGUUUGGUAUUAUCAACUGAGUUGAUUACGAAAAUUGGCCACCGUAAAGAGUUCCAAAGCCGACGUUUCGAGUGUUUGUCCUUCGUCAGAGCAAAUGACAGAGGGCUAAUGCUCGAAACGCUUUGAAAUUCUUUACGGUGGCUAACUUACGUUAUCAACUCAGUUGAUAAUAUUAAAUUACCCUGUUAUACUCUCCCACGGACGCAGCACCAAAGUUUCUUUAGAAACUUAUUCCCAUUUAUCAUAGGGUGCGUGUAGUUGUUUUCGCUCGCACAGUUUAGAAGUACUAUUUCUACUUUAAUUCUGCACUUUAUGUCAGAGGUGAUAAAUGGUAAGGUGCAAAAUUUGCUUAGAUGCCAUCAGGUAUGUUUGAAAAAUUUUCUAUAACUAGAAUAAAAAAGAAUGAAGAGAUCUAUAGUGAAUAGAAUUCAUAACGAUACACUACAAUUACUUCAUUUUUUGGAUCACAAUUUUCAGUAUUCCCAUUUUUGCGAAUAAACUGAAUUGUCCUUAGUCAUGUUGCGUUGUUGUUUUGUUAAAUAAAACGUAGGAUUAGACAUUACGUUAAAAGUGUACUUAUAUUCGGUAACUGUGAAAAACAACUCACUAAAAACUCUGUCGGCUGACUAUGACCGACAGUCAGUUAUCUGUGGGAGAUCUGUCGGUAAGUUUGCGUACCAAAAUAAAGGUUCUCUAUGCAUUGUAGGAUGUUCCGACCCGCAGACAGUUGGCUGUUAGUCACAAUUAGCAAAAUAUUACAUUCAUAGACAUCAUCCUCAAUGUGCUGUUCAUUUUUGUUUAAGUCUCAAAUGAUUCAAGGUGGUUUGCAAGUUCAACUUGGACCUGGAAGUCAAACCGGACCACAACCCAUUAAGGAAGUUGACGAGUCAUUAAAACUGCACAUACAUCAGGUACCAAAACGUAUCACACAGACUGAAGGAUUGAAAGUAUGUCUGAUUCCACUUGUUCAUUCACUCAAAAGUUAAAUUAUGAUUUUUCUUGCAGCAUAAAGCUCGUCUGAAUAUCCUGCUAAAAUCAAUGAAAGCCUGCAAACGCGAAAUAAAGACAGUACUUAACGCGAACAAUAUGGUAAGCACUUUCGGUUCUCAUUGCGCAUCUACUAAAACAGCCUUGCAAAGGAAGGAGAACGGCAUGAUAGAGCCUGAAAGAUUGUCACAAAUGUGAAUCAACUUUUCAUUUCUUGCGAUUUAUGCACUAGGUGGGGUACCCCUUUUAUUACUUGGCCGUUAUGAUAGUGCAGAAUCGCCUAUCAUCGUGUCGUACCAAAGUUUUGAUAAUUGGAGAAUAUCUCUUGGGGAAUAUUACAACGAUAUUCCUCAGUAUCGGCCGAUGAUUAAUCUGUCACGCUCGUAGACGAAUCUAUUGAGUACGAAAAUGCUUGAAGGAAUAUGAUCAGGCUGAUUCGGUGGUUAGGUGGGUCAGAGUCAUACAUUGUACCUUGCACUAAACAAAAUAUACAACCUCCUGCAUUUAAUAGAGUUCACAACGACAACAUUCUUUCCGUAGACACCUGAAGGACUUUUCCUCAAAAGCAACUUUGAAUUCCUGCGUCAGAAUUUUCGGAAAUCCAUCAAGCUGCUCAAUAGUGCUCCUAAACCGAACGAUCUGACGGAUCGAGGCCAGUCAGUGAGCACAAUGUAUUACAACAACUUGGGAUGUAUUCACUUCCAAAUGCACAAGUACAACUUGGCUGCACUCUACUUCAGAAAGUCUUUACAGGAAAAUAACAAAGCCCUUUCCGCGCUUCCUCCUGUUGACAAAAGUAUGUUUAUUUUUCCGUGUUUAUUUCCUUGUUAUAAGUCAGGGUGAAGUGGUUUUUACGGUAAUCGAAUAUACUGUUGUAGUGUAAACAGUUCAGUCACCUUUCUUUGUCAGUCAAAAAGUCGUAUACAUAGUUUGGUAUUUUUGUAAAGAAUACUAUUUUAACGAGGUUUUUAUUGGAACGUAGAAGCCAAUUUCUUCUGAAUGAUCGGUGCUGCUGUAUGGGGGGGGGGUGGGGGGAUCGCUGGAGAGGAUGGAUAGUUUAUAGGCAGGAAAUGUACGUGAACAUUGUUCGUAUAAAACUAUUACCUCUGUAGAUGCCCCUGUCUCCAGCCGCACCUUAGUGACCCUUGGUGUUAGCCGCCGUCACGAGAUCCUCUAUAAUUUGGGAAUUCAACUGCUGUUUUCUGGCCGACCCGUUGUUGCUUUUGAUUGCCUGGUUGAAGCUGUACAAAUAUACCACACAAAUCCUCGACUGUGGCUUCGACUUGCUGAGUGCUGUAUUGUAGCCUUCCAGUUGGUAGGUUACAUAUUUUGUUACCACCAGCCCAAGACUUCAUAUAUUUACUCCGUCAUUUGGAUAAGAAAUAAUAUUUUAAUUUUAAACCGCUUUUUGGAUAGGGAAUUGUAUUCAGCCGCUGGUGCUAUCUUUCAGGAGUUAGUCGCGUUCUCAUGGCAGAGCUUACAAAAUGGUUAGAGGCUUAAAGUUAGUGUUUUAAAGGCAACUGAACGCACUUGUCCCAGAGAGAAUGAGCUCGAAAUUUCCUUGCAUCGCACCCCUUUCUGUAUUUAUCUUUUUGGUUGUUUGUUUGUUUGUUUUUUUUUUACACAAGUUAACAUCUAUCUUUUUUCCAAGGUGCCAUGGGAUAAUGAUGACUAAUUGAACACAGUUUACCAUCAUUUUCGACCUUAUAAAUUUUAAUUUAAGUUUAAGACCCGUAGGGUGGAACAGUGCUAUAUACAUAUACAUAUAUACAUAUAUAUAUAUAUAUAUAUUUAUUCUUUGAUUUAUUUUUUUCUCAUUGCACAGUCGGACGACUUUAGACAACAGUGCAUCAAGAAGAGCGAUGUUGUUCAGGAUGUUGUGGGUUCAGGUCCUCACCGUAAGAUCGUCCUUACCCCUCAAACUGACAAACAGUGCGGUACUGAGUAAGUGAAACAGUAGCAGUUUAGUUUAUUUUAGUCCACAUCUCUAUUCUAAUUUACUUAAACACUCCACUCCCUUCUCAAAGAUAAGUGUUAAUCUAUUUUUUGAGCCAUCCAAUUUCUUCUUUUACAAAAAUUGACAAGGGGGAAUGUUUCAAGAAUUAUGACGAAGAUUUUAGUUUUUUUUUUCUAGUUUGAAAACUAGGAAAGAAGAACCCUCUUUCUCUUCUUGAAUUUUAAAACAGUAGAUGUCAAAGGAGCCACUUAACGGUUGGGGCAUCGAAACAACUUAGCCAUCAUUCACCUCCUUUGACCUCAUUCUUCGUGAAAACUGCAUGUAAACAAAUCAGGCAAGGUGCAGGAACAAACAUUGCCAUCCAUGUUGCAUUUCCUUUACAGAGAAAACAGAGGUCAGUCUGCUGCAAUGCCAGCCUGUACUCUAGCAUUUGCGUCUUUGUGUCUUCAAAAUGCUCUGAUGCUGUUAAAAAAUACGGAGGUGACACAAGUCCAUGAAUCAGAGAGUGCGCUGGAGAAUCAGGCAGUAAAAGAGGAGGAUUCACUUGGCCAGGAAACGGACGCUUCAAGGUAUGUAGGACUUGUGUCACAUAUAGACUUAGUGGUGAAUCAGCUCACUGCAGGGUCUCUGUGGCUCAGUGGUGGAGCAUCGGUGAGCAGAAUUCAAUGGUCUGAGGUUCGAUUCAUCAUGGGGACUCUAAUUUUAUAUCGUCCCAAGUUCGUGACAAGACUGAAAGACAUAUGUCCUUUUGCCAAUACCUCUGCCAUGAUACUUUGGGAACAGUUUUUGUUACCGUCAUGUUUACUGCCUUGCGAAUCAGUUCAAAUAUUUGUAUUUACAUAAUUGUGUCAUGUUGCAGUGACAGUGGUGGCUUGAGUCGGUCCUCCUCACUUCAGAGUGAGACAAGUAUCCCAGCUCCCCCCGGGCCACCGGUAAAACUUCGUGAGCUUCCACACUUGAGGUAAGUGUGCACAUUAGCAGCAGCAUGAAGCAGUCCGUGUCUGUCAUUGGGUUUAGACGCCAAAACAGGAGUUUUAACUUGAGCAUAUUUUGCUUGGGAAUUGAUCUGUAAAAUAUAAAAAAGAGUAAGACAGUGUUAUGUUCCGGGGAAUGUUCUUAUUACUGGCAAAAGAUGAUCGAAAUAAACUUAUAGGUAUUCCUUUAUCUAUGUUAUUCCUGUUUGGGUAGGCUCCAAUACCGCUCCAGAGCUUUGGCUCAUUUCCCGAACAGCGGUUGCUAAUGGAGUCGCAUGUUUAGAAUUCUUAUUAUACAUGUUUUUAACAAGUUGUGGACGGAAUACGAAUGCCCGAUAUCGAUUGGGUUCCAACAGGUGCUUGAUUGAUACUGUUUCGUGUCAUUACAGGUGCUCCAUUCUAGCGUGCAGUGCUUAUGUCGCGCUGGGACUGGGUGACAAUGUGAUGGCCUUAGUACAUGCGCAGAAACUUCUCUCAAAAUCCAAUCUUGUAGGAGCACUCAAGUAAGUGGAAAUGUAACAUAGUUAUUAUGAUAACCAUCACAGGAAGAUUUUCUUUCCUUUUACCUAGAUCUUCAUUAAUUAAAGAUGCUAUUUGUUUGAUUGUCUUCUCCCUUAUUAAAGGUUUCUCGGCCAUUUGUACGCUGCCGAAGCUCUGAUCAAACUGAAUCGUUUACCGGAAGCUAUAAUGCAUUUGUCACCUGAUAAUAUCAACAACAUUAACAUCAUCCCGGCCAGUACUACUGCGGAAGGUAUUUUGCCUCAUCACUUGAUAUACAAAGUUUGGUUGUACUUUGGAGGAGUUUCGGGAUCAAUGUGAGUGUAUUAGCAACUGCAGAUCUAUUUCUCUCCCCCCCCCCCUCCUUACCCAACAUUAACCUUAACUUGUUAUCAGUUGACUAUUGUUGGGUUAGGGGAGGGGUACGUGCGCAGUUGCUUAGGUACUGACAUUGAUCCGAGUGUUCCAUAUUUUUUCCAUGGUAUUCAGUUUUAUUUUACUGAAAUUUGUGUUGUUUGCCAUGUUUUUCGGCCGUCAUAUUUCCAUUUUCUUUCGCAGUUGGAUCAGGGGAGAAUGUUGAUAAGGAAAAGGAAACGACUAAGCCUCGCGGUAAGAAAAUAAAUACCUGCGAUUACUACUAUCAGUUAUCGGCCUGACCCCGGAUGUUCGAGGGGUGGAUGACGUUCUCCAUUAGAUAAAUCUCUAUCUAACAGAUAGCGCAGCACGUUUUUGGCAGUAACUGGACAGCCAUUUCUGCGUUAGAUAGUGUUACUCGCCCUUUGAACAACCAGGCCCUAAUAUCUUGUCACUGAUGGUUAAUAGGGGGAUGAAGCAAAGGGGAAUAUUGCGUCUUCUUCAGUAAGUCAUAUAUGACAGUUAGCCCCAACUAUUAAGUUCACUGAGAUGCAAUUCUAUUUGCUGGUUACCACUCAGUGAAUGGUUUAGUUUCCUUGACAUUCCAGUAGUACCCAUAUAAAUUUUUGGUUGGAUGAAGGUACUUUGAGAGUGAGGUCGUGGAGUGAAAGCGGGCUAAACGAGGAUACUAUUAGCUAGGAUAUUUUAGCUCGCGCGCGCUCGCUUAGUUUGUUCAAACUCCUUUGGCGUCAUUUUUUCAUUUUAGGCCUUCAAAUAAUUUUACCUUUCCUCGUCUGUUUAUUCAACAGCCUGUGAGAAGAUGACUUUUCCAGAGACAUUAAAUGAAGCCCGUUCCUCGUUCCUUGUUAAUCUAGCCGGGGUGUACAGUUUACGGAGCGAGUUUGAUAAGGCACGGAAGUGCUUACAACAGGUAAUUCAUACAAACUAUAAAACAAAGUUUUACCAAGAGUUCCCUUAACAAAAGGUAGCCAAGCAUUAAAGAUGAAUACACUCAAAGGCGUCGAGUGCAACAAGUUAGUUUCACAUGCAAGUCUGUGCCAAAAAGAUGAAGCAUUAUAGCCUUUCAGUAAGUCACAUAUGGCAGUCAGCCUCAACUGUUUAAGCUCAUGGAAAUGCUUAGUAUUGUAUACGAAACGAGAAACCUAAAAAGGGAAUAACUUGGUCUUCGUGAGCUGUGAUGUCUAGAUACGUCGUAUUCAUUGUGCCUUGAGUGUAAGGAGAACCUGGGAGAGAAGAGAAAAAGACGCAAAUCCUUGUGAGUUUUUCAAGCUGGUUGUGUGUCCAGUUAUGUGGUUGUGGACAGGGAGGUCUACACCUUAUCUUCCUCUCUCCACCCCCCUCCCUCCCUCUCACCUUGUCCCUUAGUUUCCCCCGUCCCGCCUCUCCUCAGGCAAAAACGUAAGUUCAUCUUAAACCUUAGGCAAAGUGGUUGAUUUUUUGUCCUUUCAUUGUUAUUUUGUUGAAAAUCUCGAGGAUCACCACAGCUUUGUUUCUUCUGUAGGCUUGUUCUCUCGGUUAUUCUAAAGACUUCUCUGCACGCGUUGUUUUAUUGGCCGUGUACAUAGAGCUUCAAAGCGGUGAGUGUGUGUUUUCUUUACUUUCUAUUGUCAAUAUUUUCAAGCCGACCGCAGCGCUCUUUCAGAUACGUUUGCAUCCUUAUCAGGAUGCACAACACAUCGGGAAGUCGCAAAGAAAUAAAAAAACUUUAAAGCCUUUACAUCUGGCUUACGCUUCUGUUAAAUUAAAGUAAUAUACUGAUGUAGGUAAGUCAGUAAGAGUUGCGCUAACUUGCGAGCUUCGUAUGGCCAAUUGACUGACGGUGACGGGAAUCGUUAUUGCUUCGAUAAAAUUAGUGCUCUUGAGAGAAAUGACGAAACCGUUCAAAUUGAUUGUAGUAACUGUGAUCGGCUAUCACUUCUUGAGUUUCAAAGAGCAGCCCCAGACUCCUCGGAAUACCUCAAAGAGCGCGCGGCUGAAUGCACCGUUUUGUUGUCUCUAUAGGGAACACCGCUGGUGCACUGCAAACGAUUAAAAAGCAUCAGGUACUUCCGUUUAGCAAAGGGUUCAAGGCAGUGAAGAAGACACGUGGAGCUGACGUAUGGAAAACAUAAAGGAUCUAACACUGUUGCUGGUUGAUGCGAAAUCUUAUGUGAGGAUCUUAAUCAGUUAACCCCAGUGGUUGCCUUUAGUUUGCUCUUGAACAGUCAAAUAAUAAGAAUAAAUAGAAUUUCAUCGAACGAGCGGGUGUUGUUUACCCUCGAAGCUGCCUUUCCUCGAUUUUGUUCGUAACAGUCAAGGUUUAUGUUAAUCUAGAUCCUGUACUAUUUCGCAAUCAGUUACAAGAAUAAAGCUCGAACGAAAGUAGAUAUCAGCGUCUGCUACUGAGAGAUUAUCAUGUUGAAGACCCAUGAGCGAAUCGAAUAUAGUUGAAUGCUGGAAAGAGAGUCAACUAUGUCCCGCUUAGUGUCCAAGACACGAGCGGUAAAUUGUUGUUAUGCUGUAUAUUGGCAUUGUGGUGAUUAUUUUUUUCCGUAUUUUAUUUUCUCAAGCUCAACAAAGUAAUAAGAAUUGUUGGAGAGGAUUUUAUCCUCUGAUGUAAUGGUAACACAGUUUAUGUUCUUGGGCUAAAAUUACUCUUGACUGGGCCCAGAACAUAUUCUUGUUGUUUUGUUCUUACAAAGUGUUGCGUGUCAAAUCCGUGGGACCUUCGUCUUUUGCCUCACGGGGACUUGGAUUGAUCCCAGCGCUUUGUGUAGCUCUUGGCUCGAACUUAAACUUGACCUUACCUCGUAAGUGCGUUGUUUGUAACCAGUUUUAUUUGUAUAUACCCCAUAGUUCUUUUCGUGCACGCCGAUUGGCGAUUUCAGAAGAGUGUAUAAUUCACCACUGAGUAGCCGAAGAGACAAACUCGCCCGUCAAGAGUUUGAUUUCCGAGCAUUUUUCGGUGUAUUUACAGAAAUAAACUAAUAUUUUGGUUUCAGUGUGGCGUAUACUAAAACAUUAUUUCAUUCACC